AUGAAAUCCUGUCGGCAAUGUCGAGCUGCCAAGCGCAGAUGUAUGCUUGGCAAGGGCAGCGAUUCCAGCCCAUCCUGUGAUCGCUGCCUGCGCCAUCAUCUUGCCUGUUCACACUCUCAGCUCAAGCCACUAGUGCGGACACGGCUCGAAGCCCGUCAUCCCGUCACUCGGUCAUCGACAGAAUCGCAGACUCGGCCUACAAGCCUAGAUGAUUUCCUCUCCGACGAUGGAUCCGUCGCGGUGCUAGUUCAUGAAUAUCUGUCCAAGAUUCACGGUCGGCCUCAUAGCAUCUUUCACGCAGCGACUUUGUGGAAGGACAUUCGCAAGCGACAAGCCAGCAAGGCUUUGAUCCUGGCCAUCUGCGCAAUGGGGGCUCACGUCUCCAAUCAGCCAGGUUUACGAUCACUCGAGCCGCUGCUCACCACGGAGUCCAAGCGGCUACUUCUGAUCGAUCUUGAGCGCGUGUGCCUGGAAAACAUACAAACCUGCAUCCUGGUCGCAAAUCUAUGCGUGGCACAUGCAAACCCAUCGUCAGAGUUUCUAUUCUUUCGUAAGUUUCCGAUUUGA
This is a messenger RNA of Penicillium lagena, 567 nucleotides long. RefSeq names its product fungal specific transcription factor domain-containing protein. The transcript has a single exon. The coding region runs from base 1 to 567 and encodes 188 amino acids. Lineage: Eukaryota; Fungi; Ascomycota; Eurotiomycetes; Eurotiales; Aspergillaceae. Gene Ontology annotation, biological process: regulation of DNA-templated transcription; DNA-templated transcription. Gene Ontology annotation, molecular function: DNA binding; zinc ion binding; DNA-binding transcription factor activity, RNA polymerase II-specific. Gene Ontology annotation, cellular component: nucleus. The record is from RefSeq and is a predicted model, not a curated record.